UCGGCGCACGGCAUACUGUCACUUUAACGUUGCGCGGACUACAGCCACGAUGGGAGUUUUGAUACUCAAUCAAGACAAGUUUUCAGAGCUCUCAUCCCCGGAGACUUCUCUCUGAAAAGGAAACGAAGAGAAAGAGCUCACUCGCAUGAUUUACACGCAGGAUGUCAGUGUUGUUGAAAAGCCGGUAAGAUAGUGCAAAGUGAGUUUGCCUAUGAGAGAGCUGCCGAUUCAGCAUCACACAAAGGGAUCUACCGGAGGAGUUCACUGUCACUGGCUUUGAAUGUCAUAAACAGCUCGUGCUCUUCAACGAAAUGGAUCACUUCGCAGCAGAGUGCCUUGUGUCAAUGUCCAGCCAAGCAAUUGUCCACGGUCCAAAAGGGAAUAGAGAAAUCAAGCCCGAAACUGCGGCUGCACAGAGGAAUGGGGAAGACACCAAGGAGCCUUUGAAAGAGAACUCAUCUCUGUUUGUGGUGGCGAGAAUUCUGGCGGAUUUUAAUCAGCAGACGCCCGCCAAUUUUGCAGAGCAGGCAAAAAUAAAGGAGGAGAGCACGCCGCCAGCUGCAACCCCGAGCGGGGAUGAUGGGAACUCUGCCACACCUACCGCCAUCCCCGGCGACUCUGCUCUUAAACAAAGGGGCAAGCGAUUUAGGGGUCGAAUUGAGCACGACGCCCCUCAGAAAAAGCACAAAUGCCACUAUUCAGGUUGUGAAAAAGUUUAUGGCAAAUCGUCCCAUCUCAAAGCCCACCUAAGGACGCAUACAGGUGAGCGCCCCUUUCCCUGCACCUGGCCCGACUGCAGUAAGAAGUUUGCUCGCUCUGAUGAGCUGGCACGGCACUAUCGCACCCAUACGGGUGAGAAGAAGUUUGGCUGCCCCCUGUGCGACAAGCGAUUCAUGCGGAGUGACCACCUGAUGAAACAUGCACGCCGUCACUCUGACUUCCAGCCAGCCAUGCUGAAGAGGCAGCACGGAGGAGGAAACGCCACAGUCUCGAGCAGCAUGCGUCCUGGCUCCCUCAGCGAUUACAGUCGAUCCGACGCCUCGAGCCCCACCCUUAGCCCUGCCCUCAGCCCAGCCAACUCGCCUUAACCUGGCCGCACUUUCAGCCCACAGCGCCUGGGUCUCCAGGCUGAUUUUUAUUUUCUUCUCUAUCCAUCUUUUUCUUUUCCCAAAAAAUUGCUGGCGUAACAAGCGCCUAGGCUAAACCCCGUCGCUUGCUGUGGUGUACUGUACAUAACUGCUUCUCGUAGUGCAAUUUUCUUGUGCAACCCUUAAAAGAGGAAAAAAUACACAAAAAGAAAAUGCCUUUCCCACAUGGCAAUAUUUACAUGAUGUACCAUAUGUCUGUAUUUUUAUAGCUUCUGGCCACAGCCUCUUUCCAUUAUGUUCUUUUGCUGUUUCUUUCAUAUACCCCCCGCUCCAUUCAAGUGAACUUAACAGUUGAAAGGUUUGACAGGUAAAGAUGUUCCUUUUUUAUUUUGUUUUAUUUAAAACGGGUGAGGGAGAGGGGCAGACAUACACCUCAGGAUUCAGAACAGUUUUUUCUCCUUUAAUACUCACAUUGACUGCACAAUACAAGCAUCACUUUACUCUGAAAUUCAACAGAGGUUGAAUUUUGCGCCCUGCUCAGGGAUGGCCUUGUUAGCUUGAAAGAAUGAACAUGAUGAAGAUAAACAUACAUUAAGAGACAGCCUUACACUCGGACAAAAGGAAGCUUUGCACUCUUUUUUUUUUUUGAGGUGGGGGGGGUUGGUUGGUAUUCACACCAUGGGAAGCAAAUUCUGGGUCAAUCAUACUCUAUAUUAAUGUUAUUGUUUUUUUUUUUAAAGAGUGUCAGAAUCACUUGCUAGAUACGAAGGGUCAGGGGGUAAUUCUGUCUUAAGUGACUGGAAGUGACUUUAUUUGCGACGUUGCGAUAACCCUGUACACACACAAACACAGUCAGAGCUGUGCUGGCCUGGGUCCAUGUUUGAAAGGGAAUCCUCUCAAUAUAGCUUGAAUGUCAUGAUCGGUCCUCUUUUACAUGCUUGAGCCGCCCGAUGAGGAGAACAGACAGGACCACUUCUCUCAGUGGACUAAGCUAAGCUCCCCUCGAAAAUUUGGAGGCUGAAGUUUCAAAGCAGCUGUUUCCUCAAUAAAAACAGCACAUUCAUCAACUUCAGGGUUUUUCACUACAGUACGACACAUUCAAAAGGGACUCGUCUGGAUCUAUACGCCUACUUCAGACUCAAAGAUAAAAAAUAAGCACAUGAGCAGAAUCCACCAAAGACCAAGGUGUGAAUGAGAGAACAGAGAGGUUUUUUUUUUUACUCUCUCCAGAGGAAGACGAGGGGGAGGGAGGGAUGUUGGCAUUCUCUCAGGUAACAGCAGAAGUCCUGGCCCUUUGCCCUCCGCAGAGCUCCAUCUGCAGAGGCCCUCCACUUAGGAAACUGCAUCAUCCUACACAGGGCUAUUCAUAGCACACUAGCCGGGGAGACGAGAGCCAUUAGAGCGGAGUUUUACGCACUCUGUCUAGCUCACUCUUCUGGAUGAGAAGGAGUGGGUGUACGAGAGAGAUGGAUGGAGGGCCAGAGAAAGAAAGAAAAAAAGGUUAAAAGAACAAGAUAAGAAAUCCACACCAUCCCAAGCUGCCAUGCAACAAAUUGAGAGGUCAAAAACUGCAGCUAUAUUUGAGUUAAAUCAUUGUGCUUGGCUAGGAUUGAUGUAUAAUUUCAAUGACGAAUUUACGUAAGAUGUAAUGGGUUGCAUUUUCGGAAAGCAAUGUAAGGACAAGUACAGUCAAAGAACUUGGCCUCGAAUGAUAUAGCGAGUAGCCAACACCAGUUAUGUCACCAUUACCAAAUAUUGUCUGCAUAAUCAGCUUGGCCUAUAUAUUGGUUUGCCAGAUAUGGCUGUUGGAUGGAUGUUUCCCAGUACUGGGUUGCAGCUGGAAAGGUAUCCGCGGUGUAAAACAUAGGCUGGAUAAGUUGGCGGUUUACUUUGCUGUUGCGACCCCUGAUGAAUAAAGGGACUAAGCCGAAGGCACAUUAAUGAACAAACAAAGUUUAACAGGUAAAGAACAAUCCAAGGAAAACGUUCUUGUACAAUGUCCAAAUUCAUGUACAUAAAGAACUGAUCCACAACCUCAGGAGCUGAUUGAGACGCACCCACUGUUGGCAGAUAAUCUUGAAAUGACCAAAUAUUAGCAGACUAAUUGACCUGGCCUAUAUAUUUAUCAUUAUCAUGGCCAAGAGUCCUAUCAAAUUGCCAGAUUAACUCCUCUUAACAACAUAAGAGUCAAGUGCUUGACUAGGAUUGAUAUAUAAAUUCAGUGACUGAUCCAAUAUCAUUAUUUACACAAGAUGUAAUGGGUUGCAUUUUUGGAAAGCAAUGCAAGCACAAGUACAUUGGCGUCAAUGUACUUAGGCUUACAAUGGCUUCAAAGAACAUAGCCUUGAAUGAUAUAGUGGGUAGCCAACACCAGUUAUGUCACUGUUACCAAAUAUUGUCUGCAUAAUCAGCUUGGCCUAUAUACUGGUUUGCCAGAUAUGGCUGUUAGAAGGACUAAUCUUAAAAUGGACAAACAUCAGCUGAAUAUUAAGCUGUGUUUUACAAAAGCCAGUGAUUUCUCAAAUCAGUUUAGGCUAACAGUUUUGUGAAAUAUAACAUCAUAUUGCUCCAUAACAUAGGUCACAAACUUAAUACCUGGAGGGCCACAGUUCUGAACAGUUUUUCUCCAACCCUAAUCAAACACAGCUGAUCUAGUAGUGUCUAGUAGUUUUGAACACCUUGAUUAGUUAGAUCAGCUGAUUAGGGUUGGAGCAAAACUAUGCAGAGCUGCGGCCCUCCAGGAAUCGAGUUUGAGACCUAUGCUCUAUAAGAUACUGGGUGCGCCUUAAUCAGCUUCCUUGUUCAGUAGUCAGUGCACUGAGGAGUGAGUCAGCCAUUUUAAGUGCCAUCUCAAAAAUCGCAAAAUUCUUCCAGUGCACUGAAAUGUUCACUCCCUGAAAAGUCCCACAAUGCACCAUGAAAAUCAGAUGCACAUUAUGCUCCCCUAAUAGUAGGUCAGAAGCGCAAAACAGAUUUAGAUUUAACAAAAAUGGGCGACAGUGGCUCAGUGGUUAGCACUGUCGCCUCACAGCAAUAAGGUUGCUGGUUCAAAUCCCGGCUUGGUCAGUUGCCAUUACUGCGUAGACUUGGCAUGUUCUCCCCGUGUUGGUGUGCGUUUCCUCUGGGUGCUCCGGUUUCCCCCACAGUCCAAAGACAUGCGAUGUAGGUGAAAUGAAUAAACUAAAUUGGCCAUAGUGUAUAAGUGUGUAUGGAUGUUUCCCAUUACUGGGUUGCAGCUGGAAGGGCAUCUGCUUUGUAAAACAUAUGCUGGAUAAGUUUCAGUUUAUUCAGCGGUGCCAGCCCCUGAACGAACAUAGUUUGACAGGUAAAGAACAAUCCUAGCAAACAUUCAUGUACAUAACUACCACAACCUAAGAAACUGAUUGAGACGCAGCCACUGUUGUUGACAGAUUAUCUUGAAAUGACCAAAUAUUAGCAGACUAAUUGACCUGGCCUAUAUAUUUUCUAUCAUCAUGGCCAAGAGUCCUAUCAAUUUGCCAGAUUAACUCCUCUUAACAACAUAAGAGUCGAUCACUAAUUAGGUCACAGAUUUACAACUCAAAGUGACCUAGAUUAUCAGAAUGUCUGCGAUCAGGUCAGGCUCACCUUGUGUUGAGGAGAGCAACAGGCCUUUAUGUGAACAAAGAGCACUAUCUGCAGGAGGCAGGAAAGAGGGGGUUGACCCACAGCGAGACAGAUAAAGACGGGGGCUUUAUCAGGAGCCGAGCACUCCAGCACAAGAAACACCCAGUCAGCUCCCUCUCUCCCUCCCUUCUGCGCUACUCCCUUCUCACCCGCCAACAGCAUCCCAUGAUGCAUUGCUGGAGCUUAAAGAUGGAAAACGGCCUCGUCUGAUUGGAUGGCAUCCAAGCAGCUGACUAAGGGGGUGUAAUAGAGGAAGUUAAAGCCCAAAUCAUAACAGCUAACAGACAAUAGGCAUGAUAUGCUUCCAAAUCAGGAGUUGAGCAUGUUGGGAAUUUUCAAAUCAGAUUUUAUCAGUGAACCCCCCCCUCCCCAUCCCUCUCCCCUCAACUUCUUCUCAGACAAGAUCAGUCCUACUUCAUUCACAAGCACAGGGAAACAAAUGCACAUCUUUUACCGUUGAAGACCACUGAUUCAUCAGUGUGACCGACCACUCAUUACCUCAAUAAACAGCUGCUUUCAAACUUGACUCUCGUUAAAAAAGAAGGGGCUUUAGGCAUUACUACUCGGUUUGUACAUAUUCAUAUAUACACAUAUCAACUGAACAAUGACUUUGCCGUCCGUUGUGGGGAUGACAGAUCACCGUGAGAAACUGUCGACCAGGCCUUACUCGCUCAGGCGAAAGGCAUACUGAGGCACCGCUAUCAAAACUACCGUGGCGCUGCUGCCUCAAUCCACUGUCUCACUUUCCCAUACACGCCAAGGUGAUACUUUUCUCAAGCUUUUCUGUGACAGUUCUUCGUUUUAUAUAUAUAAGCUCAUCAUUCAACACCAGCCAUCUUCAUGUGUCCCUUAUUACUUGCACGUUUUCCUCCAUGCCCGCUGUGGGGAGACCAGCAUCAGAGUUGCCCAGCUGGAUGUGCGCUCCAGGGCUUGAGAAGCAGGUGGGGAGGCCUGUGAAUGCCAGGCCUUGUCCCCCCUUUAUCCUUUCCAACCUCCCCCCCAACAUCCCCCUUUGAGGGGCCUCUCUCAUAGCCCUAAAAAAAAACCCUCCAUAAUCACGGCUUUCAGCUAAAGAAAACAGCCCUAAUCAAAAUAAAUAGUGCCACGGCGGCAUUAUUUCUGCAAUAAACCCACACGUAAAGCCAUCUAGCUGCGGUCGCACCCUCCCCUUUCCCUUCAAAAGCGAUGUCAACUUCAGCCUCCGUAAUUUCACAUGUCAGCUUUACUUCCAAAGCAAGCUUGUGUUCACUGUGUGCAAGAAUCUUUACUUGGACGUAGACCUUUUCGUAUAUGUUGAACCACCUUUGAUUGUGUCUGAAAUACUCCCAAACUGCUGGUCGGGGAAGGGUUUUUCAGGGCAGAUUAAGGCUGGAACCAAUUUUCUUUAUUCAUUAGUUCCUCUUAAAACCCAGUAAAAACAUUUCAAGGCUGGUUUAUACUACUGCGUCAAGCGCACGCGUAUGGUCCGGAGCUGCCUUUGCACGGUCGAAUAGCCCUCGCCGAACCUGACCUCUCAGAAAAAAAAAAAAAUUUAACUACACUUCACAACAACGUGUAGCACAAGCUCUGUGAUUGAUCGGCUUGGUAGUGACGAGGUGGGCGGUUCUGAGUGUCCAGAUGGAAACUUUUGGUUUUACCUAAUUUUGUUGUUGUACGUCCGCCAGUUCCCACCUCUAAAUGAGUGAGUUUGAGCUACUUCUACAUUAAGGUAGCUUUCAGAAAAAACAAAACACCUACGAAGAAACUUGACACAGUGGAACAUAAAAACCUACUGCCACCUAGCGUUUCGGAAGUGUAAUUGCAGAGCAACACAAGCAGCAUGCAGAAGUAUAAAUGCACGGCUACACGCAAGGCAGGCACUGUAGGUCACGGCGAUCACUCGGCGCAGAAGUAUAAACCAGCCUUUAGGUGUCAAUUGGAGAAUGAUUCAAGAACCCCCAAAUCUUCGAGCAACCGAAGUCCCACACAUAUGGGUACUGGUUAGAAAGUACACACAACUAAAUAUAUAUUUUUUUCUUGACAAUAUUUGCUGAAACGAAAUGUAUUUUCACUCACAGCCCGGGUUACGAACAUGCGUGCUUACGUUUCUGUAUUUUUCACUGUACCGAUACUACUUGAAUGCGAAGCAAGACCAUUGAAAACUGGUGGAAACAUGUCAAGGUCAUGACAAGUCAAACUCUACCUGCUUACGUUUCUCAGAUUACAACCCAUGGAUGUACUCAUUUCUCAAUUUUUGUUCAAUAUUUUUCUGCAUUGUUUGUGUGUUCAAAUCUUAGCUGUUAUUAUUAUUAUUAUUAUUAUUGAUCUUUCUAGUGAAGUGUGUCAGUGUUUCAUAAGGCUUUCUUUUCUGUCUGCUGCAACGAUGCUAGUAAAAUUGGACACUGAAAGACAUUCUUCAACAAUAAUCAGACGUGGAAGUUAAACGAUUGGUUUUAUGUGAGAGAAAAAAGGGAAGAUCCUGAAUUCUCGAAAGCAUCACACGAGACUGAAUGUGAUUCGCACGAUCACGUUAACACAGAGACCACAGCAUUGUGAGUAGAUAGUCACGUUCAUGGUUUAUCGUUUUCUUUUUGUUGUUAUUUAACAAUUGCAGUUUCACCUGUGUGUUAUUUUUUGUCAUGUACCAUCAAACUCAUACCUCUAUACAAAUCGAGAAGGCUAUGAUUUCUUGUUUUUUGAUGGGAUUGGGGAGGGGAAUUCGUUCAAGUCCAUAUCUGAAAGAAUUGUACAUUUAAAAGACAAUAUUUUUUAUGAAUUAUCAGGGUCUUAUGAGUCAGAGUCAUCUUUUAUGAAAUUCAUCUUCCAGCGGAUUGCGUAAACCCACACUCCCAACUCAUCGAGAAAUGAUUUGUGCACAAUGUCAUCUAACAAUUUUGACAGCAUUUGAUUGAAUCAUUGGAUCUUACAUUCAUGUUAGUUCAAUAAUGAGUGCCAAAGGCAUCAGGAAGGUGAUUUUAUUUCAUCAUUCGCAGUGAUAGGGAAGAUAACAAUGACCUUGUACAGUUUUCUAUGAGUGACGUAUGUUUUUAUGUGUAUGUAGCGGGGUGAAUGAUGUAUUAGAUGCGCAAGUAUUUCUUAUUUUCCCCUUUGGCGUGAUUUUGAUGUAUUCUUCAGUUAUGUUUUUCUUAAUUUGUCAUCGUUGUACAGAACAAAUGCACAUAGUGAAAACUCAGAUAUUAACCUUUUCACCAUCCUACGUGAAAGCUCUACCAUUCCAAAGGAUUGCAAUUACAUUUGCUAUAAAUAUGCUGCUUAUAUCCAACCAAUGCAUCAAAGCUUCGUUUCUUUAUGUAUUUAUUUUGCAAUUACUCUUCUUGACUGUGAUGUAUGUUUUACGUGACUUUUGUUACUAGUUCAAUUUGGUACUCUCUAUCUUUGCUGUCCAAUUUGUCACCUAUAAACUUCUACAACUGGUUCCUUUGCUAAAGAAAUAGCCAUGUAUUGUUCUGAUACGUCUAACCAGAACCCUCAACCCUGUAAGAACAGAAAACAGACAAGAUGGCUUCCAUACAAAUGUGCAGUUAUCAGAUCCAAUAUUGUCUUCCCACGCAAAAUAAAGGUCAGUUUGAAUAACUGCUACUCUCGACGCUGAUAAAAGGAUGAUGUUUUAGAUUUAAGGUGCAAUUGCCAAGGACGCUGUAGUGCCACGACCUUUAGUUUCGCCCUCACUUUUGGCAUUGGGUGACUGCAUUUAAAAGGCUUGUGUUGAUUUUCUAUUUUAAAAAGACAUUACCAAAGGCUUCAGGAUCAAAAGAAUGAAUGUUUGUCACAUUAGUUGGUUAUUUCAGAAGAAUUCUUAAGUCUUUUCCCUGAACUGAUUGACAUCUUAAACAUAUAUGAACUCUUUAGUUAUGCACGUUUACUGGGAAACAAUCAAAGUUGGCCGAGAGUUUUUAAUAUCGAUAUGCAAAUCAACUGUUUGGUUGACCUCUCAAACAUUCUAAGCCAUUAAAAGGCUUUUUUAUUCAGUAUAGUCCAAGAAAUACAUAUCUGUGAAUAUCAACAGACACUAGAAACUGCAGUCUUUAGUGCCCUUGUUAGUGUCCCAGCAAUUCCAACAUGAGAAGCAGGUUUGAAGCCUGCUCUAAGCCGGUCGAGUUAAACCAAAGGGAUGACAUUGGUGCUUUAAUCUGUAAGGGAGUGACGUUUAGGAAUGAGUUUAAUGCAGAGUAAAAGGAGUAAAUUGCACCUCCCUGUUCUCAAGAAGCGCACAAGCAAAAGAUGCUAGACAAUGUCAUUAGCAUUCUUGCUAGUGUGCUCAUCUCCCAUGCCAGAACAGCUUCAAAUCGCACUCAGAGCAGGUCAAGUUGAACUAGGGGUGUUGUGUUGGUGCCGUGACCCGGAUGGGAGGUAAUAGUGGCCACCUUGUAAAAUCUACAAUAGUAAAUGUACAUUAGUGCAGUCAACACUUAUCUUCCUGAUCUAGAGAAGGGCACUAGAAAAAAAUGGCAUCUUUGUUAGUGUGCUCACCUCUCAUGUACCAGUUUCAGACUGCACUCAAUGCAAGACUAGUCAUAUUGGUGCCGUGACCCGGAUCAAUAUAGAGGUUUUGGAGGGUGAACUAAUGAUGGUCAUCUAGUAAAAUCUAAGUCCGCCCUCACCACCCUGAUGUCAAGAAGCACACAUAAGCAACAGACACUAGAACUAUUGGUGCAGUGACCCUAGUGGGAGUGGCGAUUAGAGGGGAGAGUAAUGGAGGCCAGCUAGAAAGAGCUGUGUGGGUAGGACUUACCCUCCAAUCUCAAGAAGUGCACUAGCCCUAGUUCCCUUGUUUGUGCACUCACCUCCCAUACUGGAAUCACCACUUUGAAUCUUAUUUCGAGUGAAUAGAACCAAAGGGUCGACAUUACGAUGGUUUAGCAAGGGGUGUACAGGCGGUCAUCCCCCAGAAGUUGUAUAAAUACACCUUUCCCCUCAAAUCUGAGAAGGCACACCAUCAAUGAUAGCUGAAGGCUGCAGUCUUUAGAGUCCAUGUUAAUGCACCAUGCUGGAAUCGCUGGUUCGAUUCCUGCUGGGAGCAGGUCAAACAGAACUGAAGAGGUUGCAUUGGUGCUGUGACCCACAUGGGAAGGUUUAUAUUGGAGACCAGUUAGAGCUCAGGUGUCAAAUCACAGUUCCUGAAGGGCCGCAGCUCUGCACAGUUUAGUUCAGGGGUGUCCAAACUCGGUUCUGGAGGGCCGGUGUCCUGCAUAUUUUAGUUCCAACCUCAAUUAAACACAACUGAACCAGCUAAUCAGCUCUUUCUAGGUAUACUAAAAACUUCCAGGAAGGUGUGUUGACGGAAGUUGGAGCUAAACUAUGCAGGACACUGGCCCUCCAGGACACCCCUGGUUUAGUUCCAACCCAGCUACAACACACUUACCUGCUGGUUUCAAACAAGCCUGAAGAACUCAAUUAGUUUGAUCAGGUGUGUUUAAUUAGGGGCUUAAAGCUAAACUGUCCAGAGCUGUGGCCCUACAGGACACCAGGGAGUGAGAGAGUAAACCUUCAGCAUCCAUGUUAGUGCGACUGCCUCCCAUCCAUCUCGAAUCCCACUCGGAGCAUGUCGAGUAGAAUCUACGUUACACCAACAUUGAAAACAACUGUACAGCAUUGCCUUUAUACUCUCAAGUUGUGAACGUCACGUACCGAUAAAAACGACACUGUGUUUUUGCAGUUAGAUGUUUCUCCAAAGAUGUAGUGUAAACGCCAUACGGUGAUUGUGUAUCCAGGUAAACAAAGAGUGAUGUCAUGGUCGUCUCCAGACAGCGACUUCAGAAAUGAUAUUUACCCUAGUCAUGCGCUAACAAACAUCAUUUAGGUUGAGGUUUGCGUAAUGGUACCCUCUUUGAAAUGGUGGAUUGAAGUCUUAGCCGUGGCUUAGGUUUGACUGUUGUUUAUGUUUCGUCUCUUGCUCCGCUCAGGAGACACAAACUGCUUUUGAGGGCUGUGGUCACUUCUGUUAGUCUGGUCGUCUGACGAAUUGUGAGGUUGGCAUAGUUCAACCCUCACUCCUGUAAAAAAAGUGCAGGGCGACCAUUUGUCUCUAGAUCUAGCAUCUCAACGAUCAAACCCAACCAAACACUGAAAUUCAUUUCAAAUAUAUAUGCCAACAUUUUGCCCAAUCACAACCCUACUUUGAAUAAAUCGGACACUGUGAAAGCCAUUUGGAAAGUCUGAUUGCGACUUUCCUAUAUACACGAAAAUCAGAUCAGGUGGUCCAUGAUUUCAUAUUCCUCGUUCAGUCAUACCAGUGAAGCAAACGCUGUCCUAUCGUAGAGACUUCGAUAAGUGUUGUAUAUUGAAUCGUAGUGAGGCACUAGCGGCCUCAUGCUGUCCUGUAGACGUUCGCCGCGUGAACUCGACUUGCCUUCCUAUUGUACGUACUCGUCUGUAUUUUAACAAUCUAUUUUAACGACACCGUGUGAUGCCUGCUCCAGUGACUACAUUGCGCUGGGUUUCUGUUUCCCAGCACAUCUAGUACUUUGUACAAAAGCUCUUCUUCAGCGAUGGCCAGUUCUGUUCUCCAUAACCUCAUUCGAAACAACUGCCGCAUAAGGAAAAACGUUUUCUUUUGAUUGCUUUGAUUUGCAAAUCAACCAAAUCACUACAGUGAAGUAUUACAGUUGUACAGUUCCUUGAAUUAUUCAGAUGAUAUUGUUGCUGGUCUAUGGUUGCUCUGCUGUACCUUUUUACGACCUUUUAUUUUUUACAUGUUAGACAAUAUUGUGACUAUGUCCUAUGCAAAUAUGAGAAUUAACAAGAAUUUGUCAAAUAAUGUAUGUUGUCUUAACUUGUAUGCAUGAAAUAGUGAAGUUUACAUUUGAGAAUAAAUUCAUAAAUAAGACGCA
Molecule: messenger RNA, 11563 nt
Organism: Danio aesculapii
Lineage: Eukaryota; Metazoa; Chordata; Actinopteri; Cypriniformes; Danionidae
Gene: klf13
Product: Kruppel like factor 13
Exons: 2
Coding region: 312-1088 (258 amino acids)
Biological process (GO): regulation of transcription by RNA polymerase II
Molecular function (GO): DNA-binding transcription factor activity, RNA polymerase II-specific; RNA polymerase II cis-regulatory region sequence-specific DNA binding
Source: RefSeq, a predicted model, not a curated record